Messenger RNA from Coffea eugenioides, 2034 nucleotides. RefSeq names its product receptor-like protein 15. The transcript has 3 exons. Lineage: Eukaryota; Viridiplantae; Streptophyta; Magnoliopsida; Gentianales; Rubiaceae. The record is from RefSeq and is a predicted model, not a curated record. Gene Ontology annotation, molecular function: protein binding. Bases 1 to 2034 code for a protein of 677 amino acids.
AUGCGCGGUCAUUCCAUUCUGAUUGCCUCAUGGGCUCUUGCUGUAUCAAUAAUACUCAAUGGAAGGCAACUUUGCUCAGGUUGCUUUUCAGAAGAAAAACAUGCUCUCUUGGACUUCAAAGCUUCCUUAAAUGUGACUACAAAUGCUCAUCUUAUCCUUUCUUCGUGGACUGGAAAAGAAGGUGAUGGAGCAAAUGAUGAUUGCUGCACCUGGGAACGGGUCAAGUGCAGUAAUAUUACUGGGAGAAUUGUUGAACUCCACCUUCGUAAUUUACUGGAUGAGGAUUGGUAUGUAAAUAUAAACAUUAGCACUUUCAUACCUCUGAAGGACCUGCGAGCUCUAGACCUGAGUGGUAAUGACUUCAAUAGUGAAGUGACAGAAUUGAAGCUGGAGAACUUGAAGGUACUCAAUCUUGAAAAUACAAAUGUUAACAAACUCUCAGGCAUUGAGGCUUUAACUUCUCUCAAAACCUUAUCUUUGCGCCGUAUUGGUAUUAAUGAUUCCUCCGUCCUUCAAGGAAUUUGCAGUUUGAAGAAUCUCAAUGAACUUGACCUGAGUCGGAAUAAUUUUUACGGGCCUAUUCCUAUGUGCUUCAGAAACUUGACGUCUCUUCGAGUUCUUGAUCUCUCCAACAAUAUUCUCAUCGGAAACAUCCCUGCAGCUCUCAUUACUCCUCUCGUACACCUUGAGUAUCUAUCUCUCUCUGGCAACCUUUUUGGAGGUUCUUUUUCUUUCAAUUCUUUGGGCAACCAUUCAAAGCUUCAGUGGUUCGAACUUGGACCUUUGAACAAUGAUUCACAUGUCGACACUGAGGAUCUUGCUCUGCCCCCACCAUUUCAGCUAAAGGUUCUCUAUUUAUCUGGCUGCAACUUGAAUAAUCAGACUCGAAAAAUCCCAAGUUUCCUGCUCUAUCAGAAAGAAAUGCAAAUUCUUGAUCUGUCUUCCAAUAAGUUAGCCGGCCAGAUUCCUACUUGGCUUCUGCAGAAUAAUACAAACUUUGAAGUUCUUGUUCUAAAGGAUAACUCUUUUACGGGUCCGUUUCUUGUGGAUGAUUCUCUGGAAAUAGGUCUAAGGCGAUUAGACAUCUCAAACAAUGACGUCAGUGGUAAGGUUCCUCAAAAUAUCGGUUUAUCUUUUCCAUAUCUGUGGUACUUGAAUUUGUCACGAAAUUCAUUGGAAGCCAAUAUUCCCCAGUCAUUGGGAAACUUGACAGAGGCACUAUCAAUUGAUUUGUCCCACAACAAGUUUUCAGGGGAGGUGCCAGGUCAAAUUGGAACUGGAUGUUUAGCUCUUUAUAUGUUGGUAUUGUCUUAUAAUAAUUUGCAUGGCAAUUUUCCUUCUGGGUCCACGAACUUAACAAGCCUAGCAUUCCUUCACUUGGAUAAUAACCAUUUUAUUGGGAGCAUUUCACAUGGAUUAUCUCGCUCUCCAAGUUUAUAUUGGCUGGAUAUUUCAAACAAUUCUUUUCAAGGCAAAAUUCCAAGUUGGAUUGGAAAUUUUUCAUAUUUGAAGGGUCUUGACAUGUCAGCCAACUUGCUAGAAGGUAGCUUACCAGAUGCUAUAUGCAAACUUUCACAUCUUGAAUUUUUAGACCUCUCCAAAAAUCAGUUGAUCGGACCUUUACCAGCCUGCUCCGAGCUUACGUCAUUGAAGUUCAUCCACCUGCAUCACAACAUGAUCUCAGGGCCCAUCUCAAACAUGCUGUCUGGGAGCUUCAAUUUGAUGACACUCGAUUUGGGUUACAACAAGCUGUCUGGCGGUAUACCACGCUAUAUUGGUAAACUUAAAGAGCUCAGGGUUCUUCUACUGGGGGGAAAUGAAUUGCUUGGUCAUAUUCCUUUGCACUUAUGUCAGCUGCAGAAUGUGACAAUUAUGGAUCUUUCUCAGAAUAAGUUUUCUGGGCCACUGCCUACAUGCUUCAACAACAUUUCUUUUGGCAGCGGGCAGUUCUCCACAGAUGCAUUUUUUAAAUAUGACCAGCCUUUUGCAUUCCCCAUAAACCUUCCUUUUUUGGCCAACAGUGAGUAUUCUUAA